AUGGAGAUAGAUCUUGAACUGCCUUCAUGUGAGCAGGACAAGUUAGAAACUGGUUCAGAUAAGGAUGUUAAUGUUGUAGAUGUCACAGAUGAGAAAAAUGUUGGGGAGCAUGUUAAUUCACCAACAACGAGUGAACAUGUUAAAGAAGCGGAUGGAUUGGAUGCAAACCAAAGUGCUUGUAGUUUGCAGGCCCAAGAUGAUGCGAAAAAUAUGGGGUUGAAUGCUGUUGAUGAGGGGAAGAGAGUAAUUCAGGAACCCCAAAAUGGUUUGGAAUUUGAGUCUAAGGAAGAAGCUUAUUCUUACUACAGAGAAUAUGCUCGGUCUGUGGGAUUUGGCAUCACAAUUAAAGCCAGUCGGCGCUCCAAAAAAUCAGGAAAGUUCAUUGAUAUAAAAAUUGCAUGUUCUAGAUUUGGAAGCAAGCGCGAGUCUGGAACAACUAUCAAUCCAAGACUAUGUAUAACAAAGACAGACUGCAAAGCUAGCUUGCAUAUAAAGAGGAAAGAUGAUGGGAAAUGGGUUGUACAUAGUUUCAUAAAGGAGCACAACCAUGAAAUGUGCCCAGAUGAUUUUAUUUAUGCUAUCAGUGGAAGAAACAAGAAACCUGCUACUGUUGCCUGCCAAAAGAAAGGUCUACAGUCAGCUUUAGGUGAGGAAGAUGUGAGAGUAAUGUUCGAACAUUUUAUGUGUAUGCAGGACGAGGAUCCCAACUUCUUCUAUGCAAUAGAUUUUGACCAUGAAAAACGACUGAGAAGUGUAUUUUGGAUUGAUGCAAAAUGCAGGCAUGAUUAUAGUAGUUUUUGUGAUGCAGUCUUCUUUGACACUUACUAUGUUAGAAACAAUUAUAGAAUUCCUUUUGUUCCUAUUGUUGGAGUCAACCACCACUUCCAGUACAUUUUGCUUGGAUGUGCAUUGAUGGGAGAAGAGACCAUCCCAGCUUUUGUUUGGUUAAUGCGGACAUGGCUUAAAGUAGUGGGUGGCCAAGCUCCAAGACUGAUUAUCACUGAUCAAGACAAAUACUUGAAAGAAGCUGUAGCAGAUGUAUUUAGUGAUGCAUACCAUUGUUUUUGUUUAUGGCAUGUAUUGAGCAGGAUUCCUGAAAAUGUGGGUUUUUUCAUAAAGGAGAAUGAAAUAUUCAUGGAAAAAUUCAACAAAUGCAUUUACCGGUCCUGGACAGUUGAACAAUUUGAAAAGAAAUGGUGGAAAUUGGUUGAUAGAUUUGAACUAAGAGAAAAUGAGUGGGUUCACUCAUUGUUUGAAGAUCGUAAAAAGUGGGUUCCAACUUAUAUGCAGGAUUCAUUUAUGGCUGGAAUGUCUACAAGGGAGCGAUCUGGAAGUAUAACUUCAUUCUUUGAUAGGUACAUUUCUCAAGAAGCUACAGUUAACGAUUUUAUUGAGCAGUACAAAGGAUUUCAGAAAGAUAUGUAUGACAUGGAAGUCAAUGCUGCUCUUGAAACACAGGAUAAACAACCUGGAUUAAGAUCUCUCUCAACUUUUGAAAAACAAAUGGCAACUAUCUAUACAGGUUCUGUAUUUAAAAAAUUUAAGGUCGAGGUUUUGGGACUAGCUUCUUGUCAAUUGCAGAAAGACGGUGAAAGUGAAGCAACUGCAAUUUUCCGGGUUGAUGAUUUGGAAGAACGCCAAAAUUUUACUGUUUCUUGGAAUGAUGCAGAAUUAAAAGUAUGUUGUUCAUGUCAUUCAUUUGAAUACAAAGGUUUUCUCUGCAGACAUGCAAUUCUGGUCCUCCAAGUGUCUGGUGUUUCCAGUAUCCCAUCCCAUUAUAUUUUGAAGCGUUGGACGAAGGAUGCAAAAGUUAGGUGUACUGAUAGUGAUGGACCGAAGAGGCUUAACUACAGAGUGCAACGUUUCAACGAUCUGUGUAAAUUAGCUGUUAAAUUGGGUGAAGAGGGGUCUUUAUCUCCAGAAACUUACCACAUUGCAUUUCAGGCAUUAGAGGCAGCAUUGAAACAUUGUGUGGAUGCCAAUAAUUCUGUAAGAACUGUUUCCGAAGCGAACAUGUCAGCUAAUCAUGGUUUUAAUGACGUGGAAGAAGUCAAUCCCAGCAGCAAUAUGGCAAAGUCUUCUAAGAAAAAGAAAACAUACAAAAAAAGAAAGGCGCAGACUGAACAAGAUAGCGUAACUAUCAGGUUGCAAGACAGCUGCCAGCAGAUGGAACAGAUGAAAUCCAGAGCACAUAACCGUGAUAAUUGUUACGUUCCUCAGCAAGAAUUGGAAGGGGAACAUGGUUCAAGAUCUCGUGGUCUUGAUAGCUAUUACGGUGCUCAACAGAGUAUGCCAGGAAUGGGACAGCUGAACUCAAUUGCUCCUAUCAGUGAUGGUUAUUAUGGCAAUCAGCAGGCCACACAGGGACAGUUGCAUUCAUUACCAACACGUGUUGGUCACUAUGGGACCCAACAGAGUAUGCGAGGAAUGGGUCAACUUAGUUUCAGACCACCAACUGUACAGAGCUGUUUUGACAUUCAGGGCAAUCUGCAAGAUAUGGAACAUUCUGCAGGCUCCUCGCACUUUCACGGCAAUGCAUCAAAGCGCCCGCACGCUCUUAGUAUACAAAGACAUCAGAAAUGUGAUAUCAUUGACCAGACCGACUUCUGGAUUUUGCACGAGAAGGUAGUCAAUGCUUGCCUCGUGCAAAGUUUGUUUGAAAACUGA
This is a messenger RNA of Prunus armeniaca (apricot), 2667 nucleotides long. NCBI's taxonomy places the organism in Eukaryota, Viridiplantae, Streptophyta, Magnoliopsida, Rosales, Rosaceae. The record is from the annotation of a GenBank genome assembly.